ACACCAUUCCCCGUGAUUCCCGUGACUUCAUCCAUCUAGUCCAAUAAGUAAUCUUUUUAGUGGAGGAAGAAGAAAUGCUUGCAAUGCUUUCGCCAUUUUACAGUUCGUACAAAUCGAAGCUCACUUUAAAUCUGAAACUUGUCUAGAGGGUUCUCUUUCUUGUAAGCACUUUUUAGCUUUAGGCCACAUCUUGAAAAAGGCAGAAAUGAAUAAAUGUCUGAAUUUGGUGUUACUUGGAAAAAUAGGAGCUGGGAAGAGUGCAUCAGGAAACACAAUCCUGGGACGACAAGCUUUUGUGUCAAAGGAAAGUUUAACUUCUGUCACACAAGAUGUUGCUGUUGAAUCUGGAACUGCCUGUGGGUUUCCAGUCACUGUUUAUGACACACCAGGAUUAUUUAACACAAAGCUGAGUGAAGAGAAGAUUCAGCAGAUUUAUGAAAAGGUUCUGCAGGAAUGUGAAUCAGGUCUUUGUGUGUUUUUGCUGGUCAUCAAAGCUGACAGAUACACUGAAAAAGAGAGAAAAACUGUGGAGAAGAUCGAGAAGCUCUUGGGAGGAAAACGUCUGCAAGAAACCUGGAUUCUCUUCACCAGAGGAGAUGAACUGGAGGAUGAAAACAUGACUAUACAAGAAUUCAUGAAUGAUACUGAACCACUGAAGAACCUUGUUCAGAAAUAUAAUCAGAGAUACCAUGUGUUCAACAACAAGAAGAGAGAACACAGUGAACAAGUUCAAAUGCUGCUUGUAAAAAUAUGUACAACAUACAUUGACACAAUGGAAAAAGAAGCAAUGAAACUGAUGCAGACUCUAGUGAAGAGACGAAAACCAAAACACACUCCUGCUGUCAGUCUCUCACCCAGAAGGAUUGUUUUGCUGGGUAGAAAUGGUGUUGGGAAAAGUGCAGCUGGAAACACAAUACUGGGACAGAAAGAGUUCAGAUCUGAGAGGAGAAUGAGAUCAGAACCCAGUGAAUGUUCAGUGAAACAAGUCACUGUUUCAGGCAGAUCUGUGUCUGUAGUUGAUACUCCUGGAUUCUUUGACACAGAGAUGAAACCUGAAGAGUUAAUGACAGAGAUCAUGAGAAGUGUUUAUUUAUCCAAUCCUGGACCUCACGCUUUUCUCAUAGUGUUUGAUGUGAAUGUGUGGUUCUAUGAGGUUCUGCGGAUUCCUCAGAUGAUUGAGAUGCUGUUUGGUCAGGAGGUGUUAAAAUAUUCCAUCAUUCUCUUCACUCAUGGAGAUCUGAUAGAUAAAGAGACUGUAGAUGAACUCAUUGAGUGGAACAGUAAAGUAAGUGAUCUAGUUGAUCAGUGUGGAGGCAGAUUUCACAUCUUCAACAAUAAAGAUCAGAGAAACAGAGAGCAGGUGAAUGAUCUACUGCAGAAGAUUGACACAAUGAUAGAGCAGAAUGGAGGAGGACACUACAGUAAUCAGAUGGUUCUAGAUGCUCUUAGAUUCAAACAAGAGGAAAGGGAGAGGAGAUUGAGAGAGGAGAAACAAAGACAAGAGAAUGAGAGAGUAAUAAAGGAGACAGAGGAAAGAGUCAGAGUAGAGAUGGAAGCUGAAAUGCAUUUUAAAAUUAAAAGAUUUAAAGAGAAGAUUGAGAGAGUAAGAAAAGAGACAGAGUGGAGAGUCAGAGCAGAGUUUGAAGCUGAGAGAUCUGAACUAGAAAGAUUUAAAGCAGAGAGACAGAGAGAAGAAUGGAGAAAACAACAAAAGAAGAUUGAGAGAGUGAGAAGGGAGACUGAGGAGAGAGUCAGAGUAGAGUUUGAAGCUGAGAGAUCUGAACUAGAAAGACUUAAAGCAGAGAGACAGAGAGACGAAUGGAGAAAACAACAAAAGAUGAUUGAGAGAGUGAUAAGGGAGACUGAGGAGAGAGUCAGAGCAGAGUUUGAAGGUCCACCAAGAUUUUUACAUGAAAGACUUAACGCAAUGAGACUGAGAGAGGAGGAAUUUCAGAGAAGGAUAAGAGAAUCACAGCAGAGUUUCGUUCACGUAAUGUUUCCAUCAAUGACACAUUUUAUGGAGGUGCGGAGAAGAAAACUAGUAAAGAAACAAAGGCAAAAGGAGAUUGAGAGUCUGAUAAAAGAGACAGGGGAGAAAAUCAGAGCAGAGUUUGAAGGGCAUUCAAGUUUAGUCGAAUGUGAACUAGAAGCAAGAAUGUAAAGUGACUAGAAAACGAAAUAAAAAAUGUGCCUGUAGUUGAUACUCUUUUACAGGAUUUUCUGAUGUACAGAUGAAACCUGAGGAGUUAAUCAUGGAGAUAGCGAGAAGUGUCCUGGACUGCAAGCUUUUCUAAUGAUGAAGUUAAGAAAAAUGAUGGAAAGAAACAAGCAGUGGAGUUAAGCCCUUUUUUUCCAGGGUUCUGCAUCAUAUAUCAUUUAGUAGAACUAAUGGUGCAGAAGGAAAUAAAAGGAACCUAAGAUUAAAAGAGUGAUAAAGAGAGAGGAGAGAAGAAAAGUAUAAACAGUGAAGAAUAAAAGAGGAUUCAAAUAGUACACAAACGAUGGGCUAACUGCACUGCUACAUGCUUCUUCAACAGCUGACAUUGUCAGCCUGAGAAACUCAUCAUCAUAAUUACCUUCCUCACUGCUGUAUUCCAGCUGGAGAACUCAAGAACAGUACAGUAUCAAACACCUGAACAAUUGUAAAUGAACAUUUCCGCAUCCAGCUGAUGAGACGGCUCUGGAUCAUGGACAGUAAGAGCAGAACGGCUUCUAUCAGCACUAUUCAGCAGUUCAAAACAUCAAAAAAAUUGAUUCCGGCUGCAUGAUGAUGAUGAGGGUUUAAUAUGGAGUUGGCCCACCCUUUGCAGCUAUAACAGCCUCAACUCUUCUGGGAAGGCUUUCCACAAGGUUUAGGAGUGUGUUUAUGGGAAUUUUUGACCAUUCUUCUAGAAGCACAUUUGUGAGGUCAGGCACUGAUGUUGGACAAGAAGGCCUGGCUCGCAGUCUCCGCUCUAAUUCAUUCCAAAGGUGUUCUAUCGGGUUGAGGUCAGGACUCUGUGCAGGCCAGUCAAGUUCCUCCACACCAAACUCGCUCAUCCAUGUCUUUAUGGAGUGUGGAAGAAAUUUUGAGUUUCUGUAUAAUUUCCAUAUGAUUUUACUUAUAUGCUUAUGGAUAAUUAUUUUGUUUUUCUCAGAAGUGCUUAAGUAUGCAUUCUUUGGGUGACAGGGGGAAAAACACUGAAGUGGUAAACAUGUUCCUAAUAUGGUAAAAGGACAGAGGCUUCAGCCUUGGAGGUAUAAAAGUGAGGGGAAGCUUUCAUUCUUUGUCUUACACUCUGCAGCUACCUGUGUGCCUGUAUGAAUGUCUGACCUUUCUUGCAAGAAAUAAAACUUUUGAAAGACAA
Messenger RNA from Ctenopharyngodon idella (grass carp), 3347 nucleotides. RefSeq names its product GTPase IMAP family member 8-like. The transcript has 5 exons. Gene Ontology annotation, molecular function: GTP binding. NCBI's taxonomy places the organism in Eukaryota, Metazoa, Chordata, Actinopteri, Cypriniformes, Xenocyprididae. Bases 206 to 2161 code for a protein of 651 amino acids. The record is from RefSeq and is a predicted model, not a curated record.